UAUUUCUUGCUUUGCUUUGCUUUGCUUAGCUUAGCUUAGAGCUUCACAGCGAACGGUCUUAUAGUUUUGUUGCUUUCUGGUUUCUGCUAAAAUGGAGGGGCCUUAGCUCUUUGCUUCUUCGUUCGUCCUCUCUUUGUAACUUGUCUUGUACAUUUUCUGUUAAGAGGUUUAAGAUCUCCGUCUCUUCGAUUGGUCUGCGUAAUUGAUCAGGCAAGUUACCUGAAAUUUUAAGUUUCUCUGUUCUUUAGAACUCUUUCACUUUCUUACUUGGAGAGUUGGAGUUGUUCUGGUUGAGAUCUAACAAUCCACUGGUACGCGAGGAAAUCUUAUAGUUCUGGAAACAUACGCCUAAUGUCUCCGCCUUUGCUUGGCGUCGUGGAAGGGCAGGGGAAUGUCUCUCUGGUAGCCUCACCGGCCUCUGCAGAUAGUAGCUGCCAGAAUAACUCUGAAUUAAAAGAGCGUAACUACAUGGGAUUAUCUGAUUGUUCUUCAGUAGACAGCUCUGCACUCUCAAGUUUGUCUGAAGAAAAAAAUAGCAGCCUGAAUCUGAAAGCAACAGAGCUGAGGCUUGGGCUUCCUGGAUCCCAAUCUCCCCAGAGGGAUUCAGAGCUGUCCUUGCUGAGCCCCGGAAAACUAGAUGAGAAACCUUUGUUUCCUUUACUUCCUUCAAAGGAUGGUACUCAGUCUUCAUUGCAGAAGGGUGCUGUUUUAGGAAACAAGAGAGGGUUCUCGGCUGCCAUGGAUGGUUUCUCUGAAAUGAAAAGUGCUGCGUUUACUGAAGGAAAUUGGAUGUUUCCUGCUACUGGCUCUGACUCACAAACUGCUCAAUCGGCACCUCAAGGGAAAUUUUCUGUCAACUCGGGAGUUAAUGUUAUGCUAGCUCCUAGGCCUUCCCUGAACUCAGGGGUGAAAUCUGUUUCUGUGAAGGAGCAUUCUGGAGCUCAGACAGGCGUGUUGAAAGAAGCUACUACGCCAGUUAAGGUAUUACAAGAGAGGCCUCAUGCUGCCAAUGAUAACAGCCAUAAUCCUAGUGGUGCUGCUAAGAACAAUAGCAGUGCACCUGCUGCCAAGGCACAAGUUGUGGGUUGGCCACCAAUUAGAUCAUUUAGAAAGAACACUCUGGCGACCACUUCCAAAAACAAUGAUGAAGUCGAUGGUAAACCAGGCCCAGGUGCUCUUUUCGUCAAGGUCAGCUUGGACGGUGCUCCUUAUUUGAGGAAGGUAGACGUCAGAAUGUACUCUGCAUAUCAGGAGCUCUCUUCUGCACUGGAGAAGAUGUUCACCUGUUUUACCAUAGGCCAGUGUGGAUCGCAUGGAGAUCCAGGGAGGGAGAUGCUGAGUGAGAGUAAGCUGAGGGACCUACUACAUGGGUCAGAAUAUGUUCUUACCUAUGAGGACAAGGAUGGUGACUGGAUGCUUGUGGGAGAUGUCCCGUGGGAGAUGUUUAUUGAUUCAUGCAAAAGGUUGAGGAUCAUGAAGAGCUCUGAUGCAAUUGGCUUAGCUCCAAGGGCAAUGGAGAAAUGCCGGAACAGAAACUAGGUAUCGGCUCAACAUCAUGGCUGCUUUCCAGCCAGCAAUUCAUAUUUGAAAGUAUCCACGGGAGGGUAGGGAAGCAAAUGGAGAAGAGACCGUGAUUCAGGAAGGAAUGGUGUGACUGGAUGCAAUGGUCUGGAAGGCAGGUCAUGGGGUUAGAUGCUUAGUGUUUUUUUUUUAUUUUUUUAUUUUUGCUUUCCUGAUAAUUCAUCUUGCUUUUAAUUGUCCUGAGUCUUAUAAUUAUAAAGCUGAGGCCACAACUUAUGGGAGUACCUCUCUUGGUAAUUUGAUUUGUCUGGUGAGUUCCUGUUUCCCCACAGGAACAGGAACUCUUAGUAUGUAAAGUGUUUGACUUAUUGCUUGA
Macadamia integrifolia is the source of this 1897-nucleotide messenger RNA. RefSeq names its product auxin-responsive protein IAA9-like. Gene Ontology annotation, molecular function: protein binding. Bases 352 to 1539 code for a protein of 395 amino acids. Lineage: Eukaryota; Viridiplantae; Streptophyta; Magnoliopsida; Proteales; Proteaceae. The record is from RefSeq and is a predicted model, not a curated record. Gene Ontology annotation, cellular component: nucleus. Gene Ontology annotation, biological process: regulation of DNA-templated transcription. The transcript is spliced from 6 exons.